This is a messenger RNA of Onychostoma macrolepis, 4283 nucleotides long. It is a transcript of the gene tbx5b, whose product is annotated as T-box transcription factor 5b. NCBI's taxonomy places the organism in Eukaryota, Metazoa, Chordata, Actinopteri, Cypriniformes, Cyprinidae. The coding region runs from base 1614 to 2900 and encodes 428 amino acids. Gene Ontology annotation, molecular function: RNA polymerase II cis-regulatory region sequence-specific DNA binding; DNA-binding transcription factor activity, RNA polymerase II-specific. Gene Ontology annotation, biological process: cell fate specification; pattern specification process; regulation of transcription by RNA polymerase II. The record is from RefSeq and is a predicted model, not a curated record. The transcript has 8 exons. Gene Ontology annotation, cellular component: nucleus.
UAAAGAUUCUAUUUAGCUUCAUUCUGACUGACAGAUCACAGAAUCCGAAGAGAAAUAAAUUUACCUACACUCCACAGAAACAAUUAUGAAGUCAUUAAUAUUGCAGUAAUUGUGAGGAAAACCCUCGUUUGUCCCAGUCACAUUAAACAGAGCCUUAUCCGAAUACCAACGUGUCUCGAGCCCAGAGUCAGGCUCGCGCUCUCCGUGGUGGCUUUACUGACUUUAUCUCGCCACACGAUUGCGGGAUUACCGUCUUAUCUUAACGAGCAAUGUUCCCACGGCUCCGCACUGCAAGCCAUCCUGUUAUCAUCCACUUGUCUUAUUUAUGGAAGCCUGUUUUGAAGUAAUGCGAACUAUAUGAGUGACAGAGGACGCGCGUAGGCCUACUUGGUCACGCGGCUCGUUCAUUAAAUAGAUCAAAUAAUAUUUCCAAAGUUAUUACUGAGGGAAUGUUGUUUUGUGUCACCAGCAAACAAAUACAAACGGACUCGAGCAGUGAAAGCGAGAGAGAGAGGACAGAGCGCUCGCCUAGUUACCUCCUUUCGACCUCCUCAACUUUUAACCCCGCAGCGCGCAGCAGUCUCGCACAGUGAUGUUGACGGAAAAGCGCUGAUUAUUUACCGAACAACUUGGAGUCUAAGCGUAAAUUCGGCGCCGGAUAUGUGAGUACAGCGAAUUUCUCUUCUUGCGCUAUUUAGGAUGGAUCCUCAAUUUUGUAUUAGUAUUUGGAAAGCGCAUAGAAACAAGCAGGUUUAUCUUGGAGGACAAGAGGUGUUCGCGUAAUGUGGGUGUUUAUAUUGAAUUUUGUCGCGUGUCAUGAAUGUGUGAAUGAAAAAGUUGUGACGACAUAGAAAGCAUCACAUAAUGGGAGACAGAGAAUGGAUGGAGGGAGAAAAGAGAGACACGGCAGAAGAAGAAGGGCAGAGCUCGGCAAAGGGGUUUGAGGAGAGAGGAAAAUCAAAAUUAAAACGCCCUACCUAUUAUUAUUUUUUGCAGAUAUUUUUAUUUGUAUUCAGGGAGGUUAAAAUUAUAGGCCUCUUGGAGAAACAAAUCAGUGAGGACGAAUUUAAAAUUGCCUUUUUUCCCCCUCGGAAUUAAGUCAGCAACGAAAAGCUCAUUAAACAAUGAGGUAAGAGACGACAAAAAUCCAAGUAGCCUACAUGCGAGGAAAAGAUAAAGUUAAAAUUAAUUUAAGUUAUUGGAUUCUGUAGGAAUAAAUGAAUAGUUAUAGCAGCCUGCAAUUUGAGAAUUUCCGAUAGUCGGCAUAUACAUAAAGUAAAUAAAUAAAUAAAAAUAGCCUAAACGCUUUACAUUAAAAACCAAAGCGUUCUGUCCAAAAAUUCUCUCCAUCGAAUGCAAAAAUAGCUGAAAACGCGAACCAGCAAAUCAUUGUAUCAAGGCAAAAUUAUUUAUCUACUUCAAUAGCUACACAAUAAUUUAAAGAAAUCAGUUGAUUACAGUUAAUGUGGAUUUUUUUCAUUCUUAAUUUUUAUUUAUUUAGGCUAUUUAUUUAUUUUUUAUUUAGGCUAAUUCUGAAGAUCACCUGGUGAAAAUAUUUCUACCAUUUCCCUUGCGCAUCUUUUAGUUCACCGUAGUUAAACUCAGUCGGGGAUAUGGCGAAUUUAGAGUUUGGAUCUCAGCAGUCAUGUUCCGUCGGCGAUUCCCCCGCGAUGGGAUUCGAGAAGGAGAAAGAUUCCGGUCAUCACGGUCGGUGCAAAACCGGCUCUCCGCCGCUGCAAACUCAGCUCUCCCAACAGGGUAUGGAGGGAAUCAAAGUUUAUUUGCACGAGAGAGAUCUGUGGGCGAAAUUUCAUGAUGUCACUACAGAGAUGAUCAUCACCAAAGCUGGCCGACGAAUGUUUCCCAGCUACAAAGUGAAGGUAACAGGCUUAAACCCCAAAGCAAAAUAUAUCUUACUGAUGGACAUUAUUUCAGCCGACGAGCAUCGGUAUAAGUUUGCAGAUAACAAAUGGUCCAUCAGUGGUAAAGCUGAGCCGGCGAUUCCAGGCCGAUUGUAUGUGCACCCAGACUCACCGGCUUCAGGAGCUCACUGGAUGAGACAGCUCGUCUCUUUCCAGAAGCUCAAGCUCACCAACAACCACCUGGAUCCUUUCGGACAUAUCAUUUUAAAUUCCAUGCAUAAAUACCAGCCUCGCCUGCACAUUGUGAAGGCGGACGAGAGGAACAGCUUUGGCUCCAGCAACACAAGUUUCUGCACACACUCGUUUCCUGAGACGACCUUCAUCGCUGUAACGUCCUACCAGAACCACACAAUCACUCAGCUGAAGAUUGAGAAUAAUCCAUUUGCUAAAGGUUUCCGUGGAAAUGACGAUAUCGAAUUGCAUCGCAUGUCCCGUACACCAAGUAAGGAGUAUCCACUUGUACCACGUAGUACCGCAAGGCAGCGUGCAGCUCCACCCUCUCCUGACUCCUGUCUCUCUCGGUCAGAAUACACCGUGACACAAAAGCCCAGUCCUGGCUACACCUGCUCCGACAUUUCAGGUGACCACACCCUCACUGGAACCCCUCCCACUCAUGACCCCACCUACCACCUCUUCACCUACCAGCUCUCUCCGGAGGCGACCCCUGUGCACAGCGCCCCCUGCAGUAUGGACACCGCACAGCACCAGCCUUGCAUGUAUGGAAGCUCUCAGGUGGGCAUGGAGGACCUCAGGUGGGCGUCUUAUACAGACAGCACAACUUACCAAAGCUUUUCUUCAGCUAAAGAAAUGGGUGGGACUUUUGUUCCCCCCACUGACCUCUCUCAGGAACUGUAUCCACAAUACACCUGUGAGGUGGGUGUCCAGUCACACUGCAUGAUGACUGAUUUCUCGCUUUAUGCUUGCAAUCGAUCAUUCAGCCAAAACCACCAACCAAACAGCUGGUGCGGGGGGAGCUGAGCAAGUGUGCCUGAUAUGUGUGUGUGUGUGUGUGUGUGUGUGUGUGUGUGUGUGAAAGAGAGAGAAGAAAAAGAAUGAAAAAGAAUCUGAAUAAUUGUGGUAACAUACUCAUAAUUUUAUCCUGAAAUCGCAAGUUUGCCUCUGUUUUGCUUCACAGUUUCUAUCUUGUUGUGAAUAAGGUCUAGCAAAUUAAAAUUAUUAAAAAAAAUUUUUUUUUUUUUUUUUCAGUUCUGCUAGAUCAUCAAAAUAACAAAUAAGAAUAAAAUUCAACAUCAAAAUUAAUAUAAUUGCAAUAUAGUAGCUGCAAUUCUUAUUUCACAUAUUGGUAUAAAUAUUUGUAUGUAUUUUCUUAACAUUUUUAUAAUUUUAUAUAUACUUUUUAUAACAUUUUAUAUUUGCUCAUGCUUUUUGUCAUCUACGUAAAUUAACAUAAUAAAUUACUAAAAUAAUAAUAAUAAUAAUAAAUAGAAUUUUAUUAUAAAUAUAUACAUACUGUGGAGCAAGUGGAAACUAAUGGGAUUUCAGGAUAAAAAUUUUAAAAUAGACAAAAUUUUAAUUUAAAAUAGACAAAAUUUCCUCUUAUUCCAAACCCUGUGAUGAAUGUUUGCAUGUCCCUUUAGUCUUCAGUGAUGUGUGUGUGAGAUUUUGUGUACAUGUGUAUCAAAUAUCUUCUGGUAAAGAUGCGUGAAUCUCUGUUACCAUUACUGCAGGUUUUUUUUCAUCAAGAUACAACUACACCAGGAAUUUAUAAAAAGGGAAUAAAGUUAAGGAGGUGGGUUGCUUCAUUGUGGCCAGUAUCUGUGAAACUUUAGGGAGAAUCCUCUCUUUUGAUGAACAAACACUAACAAACCCAAAUGCAAGAAAGUGCCAGAUUUAUAACUCUUAAACCUCCUGUCAUACAUUGUCUAGCUUCAGAUGGGGGUCCUUUAUUUUGUUUAUUCUUACUCUAUUCUGAUGAGAAAAGGGAAUGCUGGGUACUGCACGUGUCACAGUCCGUUAAGGGAGCAGUGAUGUUACCAAUCCUGUCAUGGCCCAAGGCAAGAGAUACAGAGAGAGAGAGACAGAGAGGAGGGGAGGCAUCAGCUGGACAUUUAUUUAUAGACACACCAUGCAAUAAGAAUUUCAUGAGUGAAACAUGGUCAUGUUAAAGAAAACUUUUAAUGUUGUGAAAUUCAUGUUUCUAUUAUUUAUAAUGAUGAACUAUUUAUUGAUUUUGAGUUCACAAUUUGUUUGCUGAUAUUUAUUUGUAAAGUGUUUUUAAAUUUAUUGAGCAGUUUGCUUUACCCUGACAAAUGUAAAGUUUCUGUGUUUUGUGAAGGUGUUUUCUGAAACUUGUUUGAAUAUGAAGCUGAAAUAAAAUGCUCAUCCACAGCAAUGUCUUUU